Molecule: messenger RNA, 9398 nt
Organism: Dermacentor andersoni
Lineage: Eukaryota; Metazoa; Arthropoda; Arachnida; Ixodida; Ixodidae
Product: PI-PLC X domain-containing protein 3
Biological process (GO): lipid metabolic process
Molecular function (GO): phosphoric diester hydrolase activity
Source: RefSeq, a predicted model, not a curated record
ACAAUUCUAAAUUUGCUUUUAUGCCUGGCUAAAACGAAUUCUUGCAUACUGGUCGCUGUCCUUUGGUGCCCUAGGUCAUGUGGGUGUGGUGGUUCUACGCAACUGGUACCGAGCAUGCCCAUCAGCUGGACGGUGCUUGCGUGCUUGCUGAUCCAGCGUACGAGCGUGCAACUGACGGCACUGUGGACAUGGCAGCGGUAACGGACGGGGACGCGUCGUCCCAGUUGGAAAAUUGGAUGGGGAACCUGCCGGAGGAACUGCAAAAUGUACCGCUAAACCAUCUAGCCAUACCAGGAUCGCAUGACAGUUGCAGCUAUACCAUAUCACCACAAGCGGAAAUAGCUCCAGACAAUGAAUAUUACGGUAACAAACUCUUGAAACUGCUCGGGCCCAUUGGGAAGCAAAUUAUGUACAGCUGGUCAGUCACUCAGAACAUCACUACUAAGGAGCAGUUGCAAGCUGGUAUCCGCUACUUCGACAUAAGGAUAGCUGUCAGGAAAGAUCCCAAAGAUGAAAAUUUGUACCUUAUACACGGACUUUUCGGCGCCGUCGUCGACAACUUCCUCGUUGAAGUCAAGGAGUUCUUGGAAAGCCACAAAAAGGAAGUCAUACUGGUUCAUUUCCAACAUUUCUACAACAUGACAGACACUGACCACAACCGUCUCCUGAACAAGUUGACAAGUGCAUUCGGGCCACUAAUGUGCCAGUUCACCACAGACCUGGACAACAUCACUCUUGCGUCCCUGUGGCGACGUGGAUAUCAGAUGAUCACCUUCUAUGGUCAUGAGAAGUUGGCCAAGUACCAUCCGUAUCUUUGGCCUACAAGCUACAUCCCGAACCCUUGGCCAGAUGAUGACGAAGCAACACGCCUGGUUACUUUUUGGAACCAAACUUUGCAGCAGGGACGUGAUCCCAAAACGUUUUUUGUGCUUCAGGCUGUGGGCACUCCUCAACCUUCAACGGUCACCAUGCAUAUCUGCAACAGCCUCAGGGUCUACAUAGUCCCCAAGGUAAAUGCAGUCCUGGAAAGCUGGCUUUCCAGUCAAGUGCCCGGAAAUGGCAAUCACACGUGCAAUGUCGUCAUGUCCGAUUUUGUGGAGAUGAACAACUACAGAAUUCCAAAAAUGGUGGUGGAGAUGAAUCAGAAGCUUCUGCAAAGUGCAUCUGCCAGUGCAGGAGACGAGAUGGUGUGACCUGGAGGUGAGAGCAGGCUGUUGACUCUUCAGCAACUCUGCUUACGCUGCUCUCGCAUGCUGCAAGAAAUUAUUGUACUUUGCUGUGCCAGCAAAAAAAAAAAAUCCUUGUAUAUAUAGGGGCAUUUUGUGCUGCUGGGCAAUGGUUGUUAAAAGCAGACACAACACAAAGAUCCUUUCUCUUUGUGUCACGCACUUUGCUGUUCCAGAAAAAAAAUAACGAAGCUUUGUAUAUAAAGGGGCACAAUGUGCUGCUGGGCAAGGCUUGUUAAAAGCAGACACACCAGAAAUAUCUUUUUCUCUGUAUCACUGAUCUGUCCAGCAUUACUUUGCUGACCAGACCUGAAUAGGCCUGGAUACUCAACACAAGCCAGGAUUCUCGCAGCAGUGCGGACAGUUUCAGAAGCGCUCUCAUUAACUAUAACAUCUGGCUAGUAUGUCUGCUUUUAACUCCCCUUUGCUUAAUGUGCCUCACGUUUAAGUGAAGAAGCGCGACAUCGUCUAAAAGCAUUUUGCAUGGCACACGCUUGCUCAGCACAGGUCACUUUUCUUACUCAUCUUAAUGCGAUGCUUUUAUCUGAGGUAAUGCAAGUUGUUGGUGCCUGCCCAUGUUGCAAUAACGUCUUUUUAUCACCUUUUUGCUUACAAGGCCACAACCCAUUAUAAUUUUAGCUCGUCAGCAGGCAAAGCAAGACUGUUCCAUUUUAUACCAUGAUGCAAAGAUCCUGAAUGUUAUGACGUUGUCUGUUGAAUGUAGGGUCCCACGAAGAACAAUGUUGUGAAUCGCUGUGUUGGCAUGUUUUUCAUAUUAUACAAAGAGUUCCACAGAUUAUUUGGGCUGUACACCCACUUGCUAAUGGUGAACUGUGAACCGGGAGGGUUGGUAGUUGCAAAGGAGGCGAGGGGGAAUUUCCUCCUAUGGGCAGCAUAAUUCUUUCUGAAAGUGGAACCCCCCAGUUACUGAGUGUCGGAAGAGUACUUGGCAUUCCCACAUGGUCUCCCAAGAACCAACUAUGACCAAUGCUGCUUGGCUUCAUCGAUCUGACAAACAAUGGCAUUAUCAGCAGGAGAUAACCAACUGAUGUCAUGCUGAAUGUGCUGUCAUCAUCAGAUCACCACAGCAGAGCCCAAACUCACUGGUUUGGGUACCUGCAAAAUGCUUCCAACAGGCAAAGGAUAUAUCACUGUCUUAAGGGGGCCCUGCGACACUCCAAACUCUGUGGAGUGAGUGCAAUGCUGAUCAAUUAAUAUACUAUUUACUAAUAAAUUUUUGAAAAGAACCUAAUAGUAAGAGAGAUAUAAAGAGUGCAGUGCUUACUUUUACCAUUUACCAUCAGCACAAUUAUUAACGUUUCCAUUAUGCUGGGGCAGUGCCUUGCCUAUUCUGUUUCUUACUUUUCUUCUUUCCCUGGUGCACUUAUGUUACGAAUAUGUAAUGUGUGUUAUGUUAAAAUGGUGAUGAUAACCAUUCAAGAUUGACAUUUGAGAAAGGGGUGGUGACAGGACACUUCACCGACUAGAAUAUUGGAGGGGUGUGUGCGAAGUGCAAGGCUUUCGCUCACGAACUACUCAUUGUCAUGGACAAUCGCUCAAUGACUGCGGAAAAUGGGGGGGCGGGCUUGAAAGCCGCAGAAGAGAGUGAGCAAUCUCUUACGCAAAAUUGUGGACUUCCUGCAACAUGCAGUUGAAUAAUAUUUGACUCGCACGUUCAUGAUGACAUUGUCACCAAUGCUUGAACACUUUCUGUGUUCAAAAAUGUUGCAGUGCCCCUGUAACCAUGAUAAGUUUGUUAAUCAUGAGCACCAGCAUCUGUGCCUAUGCAGAACAACUUGUAGGCAAUGUUUCAAAGUAGGAAACCAAAUUCCAAAAGCACAAAAGAAACAUUUCACUAAGUAAGCUGUGUCCUUUGCUGUGUUGACCAGCAUAUCGAGCUAUGCUGAAGUGAAGACUUUUUAUUGCCUAACAAGUCCUGUACGUCGAUGUAUUUCGUGUAUGUAUGACCAGUUGACUGUUGGCAUGACUGUUAGCAUGAAUUGAAAUGCACACAGAUCAGAAAACGCUGGAACAUGCCUCUGCAUUUCUAUGUUCAUUGCUGUGUGUGACACUAUGGCAUGAUUUAUUGCUGGAUAUUGUGAGUUUAGGGAACACGGAAUGUUUGAGGACUGGUUACGCUCUGGUGUGUGCCACAUUUUACUUCUGCAUAAUCACACAUAAUAUGUGUUCUGCUUCACUUUUCCUUGUUUGAUCUUGAACUUGUGGAAGAAAAGUACACCAAUAAGUCUAGGCGGUGGUAUUGAACUGUUGGACAAUGACACAUUAUUUUGUUAUGCAAUGUGUAACAUGCUAUGUGCAGUCUGAUCAUCAUGAAGACUGUGGUCACAUCAUCAUGUAUCAGGCAAUUUCCUACAGAAAGCUUCAUCGCACCUUUAAAAUUUUAUCGUGCUAGAUUUCUCAUCGUUCUUUAUUGUCGUGGCGUGUUCUACAGAGUGCUAUUUACAUGCCGACUUAGAUCUGUACACCCGGUGCUCUUUAUUUUCCUGCACUUUCUUAUGAAUAUCAUAAUAUUACGAUGCUAUUUUGAAUAUGCUAUUAUUUUAUAAAAACCAAGUGCCGAUUUCUUAUUGAAUGUGUUGAUAUCCACCUUAUUGGGUGUUAUUGAAAACCUUAUUGAAUGUGUUGAUAUAAUACAACUAUAAUAAUAUAACUCAAGACACAUUGUCAUUGUGUAUCUCGUCACUUUAUUUUGCAGCAGCAGUUUGUGAAAAACUAAAAUGCAACAUUCUUUGAUUAUUUAGGUAUAAAAAUAAACUAAAUGUUAAUGCUAUACAAAAACCUACUUCCUUUCAAUAUGCCUUUCAGGCCACACCAGCUGUGUGCUAAUUCAGAUCAUGCCACACUGCAUAAACUAUACAUAUAUAAAAACGUGCAUAAGUAAAUAAAAAAUGAAUUUGUCCAUAUCUUUAUUACAAACAUUGAAGCUGAACUUUGCUAACAUUUCUCAUGUGCUUUCCAAUCUUUGUUAAUAAAACAGCAGAGCAAUUGGGAUGCCUAGUAUUGCCUGUAAGGUUAAUGAUUGGAACAGAGAGUGAUUAUACUUGAAUCGCAGAAAGAAUGGCCAUGGGAUUCGUCACCACAUUCCUGCACAUUACAGAGUGUUUCAUCAGAAAGUGUGAAAUUACAUGGCGUGAAUUCAGCUCUAUCUGCUUUGCUUACAACAACAGUCAGUCUGCAAGAAGAAAGAAAAAUUUCCGCAGGUAUUUAUGCCAAACAGUGGCAGCUCACUUCAAAUUACAAUUUGCUGUUAGAACUUAAGUGUUUGUGCUGUCAAGCAGGAAGUUAGCAGUGAUGAGAGCUACCAGAACUGAGCCAAGGAGGAAGGCUUUUAAAGGAGUACUGAUACAUAUGUGUGAAGCUGUAGAAACUCUUAAGAGAUGCUUUUCACAUGUAAGGCGAUUGUACUUUGGGAUUGUGAAGGUUGGGAAGCACUCCAAGAUGUUUAAUUUGAUGUAAAGUUUGUCUCAAAAAUUCUGCAUCUGGCAUCAUCGACAUUAUCCUGACAUCGUGAUAGAGAGCUAAAUUUGCAGACGUGUAGCAAUAAGGUUAGGUAUGACAAUGAUGCCCGUAAAAAAAUUAAUGAAAAUGCUAUGCAUGUUUCUUCUUUCUCUGCUUAUCAGAGAAAUCAGAGAAACUGAGUGAGCCAGCAUUUCAUUAUAUCAUGAGGCAUCCGCAUCCUGGGAGCCACAAAGAAGACUGGUUUACAGAAAAAAACUAUUAUAUUAAAUUAGUCAAGGCCCUGUGACACUUACCUUUAGUUUUUCUAGGGUUUAGAGGGUUUGGACACACACCUGAGGAAAAAAAAUUACAAGUAAACAUAUAAUGCCAGUACUCUUCUAAACUAGUUUUCUUGUAAUAUAAAAUUUUAUUAUUGAACGUGAAUAUCUGAAAAGCACAGGCUUUGAAUAUUUUUCUGCUUCUGAAAGAUGAAAGCGAAGUGAAGAUAGGAAUACAAAAGGCGAAGCAUCACAUUUGCUGGUUGGCUUAUGAUUGGAAGUUGAAGCCUUUUAUUAUGAUAUGCAGGCUGCAUAUCUAUAUUUGGUGAUGCCAUACAUUGAGCCACAAUUGAACAUUCUAAGAAAUUGAACAUCAUAUUCUCAAAUCAAAUACUUCGAUUAGAACCAGAGUAUUGAAAUUUGGAAUAUAUAUACAUAUAUAUUUAAGGAAAAGAAAAAGGCUUUUGACGAUAGCCUAAAGGAAUACCGGUGCUACACAUCGUUUUUUUAAUUCAAUGUGCUAUAAAUCAUUUAAGGCUUAUACGUAUUUCUAAUACAAAGACCACUGUUGCAUUUUGCAAAAAUACAGUAGAGACCAAACCUGUGGUACUGCAAUCAUGGCUUAAGUAUAUUACAGAAUGUUUCCUUUCCCAACUACAUUCGAGUGUGUGCAAUUUUAUGAGGCAUCAACUUGAUUGCAUAAUUUUUUAGAUAAUUUCACACCAAUAGGACUUGUGUGUACAAUGAAACGUAACAUUUUUACAAUAUGUAUGCUUGUGUAAGAUUUCAACCAUGAAGUGUUCGCCUCUUGAAUGUGUCCUAUGGUUGCAUUAUGGGUUUACCAUGUACUUUGGCUUGUUAAAUGUGUCCUAUUGUUGCAUUUUGGGUUUGCUGUGUGCUUAGCAUCAAAGACACUGGGGCAAAUUGAUAUGGUGACAAUCUUUUGGUACGAAAAAACAAAGCACAGAGAAAGGGGCUCAUUAUGCAUGUGAAACUCUUAAACAAAAUGUUUGUAACCAAGGGCAUGACAAUGUGAUGAAAUAGGUGAACUUGUGUAUGCCUACAAACAAUGAUAAGACACUACAACAUGUGACCACAUGUCAUUGACUGUCAUCUUUUUGAAGUCUGUGGAAAAUGUUACAGGGCAUUUACAGAACAUGCAUUUAAAAGAAAUAUGCCAAAGAUAUUUAAACGCAGAGAUCGAGUUGACUUUUGUCGGUAUGGUUAACUCGCAAUAAUUCGAGCAAAAAAGAAUCCGAGGACACCUAAGCACUUCUUACGAGUUGUAAAUGCGAAAGCAUUAAUGUGAUCUUGAACGCCACUGAGUGGUCCUUCAAGUUUUGCACUGCAAAUAAUGUUUUCAAGUUUUGCUGCAGGGUAUGUUAUCAAGUUUUGCAAUUAAAUUAGUGUGAGUUAUUCUUUUUUAGUUUCUACAUUUGCACCUUACUACGUAGUUGAGUACAUUAGGCACAUCAAAUUCCAACUCGGGAGCAGUGUGCGUGCACACAUUCCGUUUGGCUGAAUGCGGCACCUGAUGAACUCGGCCCGCACAUGCAAGCCUCGAUGGAGCAAAGCGAGUGAAAUGGAAUACUUUCUGCUGCGGUAGUGCACCAGCUGUUGCACUACCAAACCAGCUGUUGCACUAUCACACCAGCAGGUGUUCCAUUUCGCCUAUUCUGGUCCGUCGAGGCACGCUCGUGACAUUGCAUCACAGCCAAUGGGAAUUUAUGUGCCAUUUCGCUAAUACAGAUGCCUGCUCUUCUGCUCAAUGGACCAUUUGAUGCUUUCGCAUCAAUAACGUAAUUUGUAAUACCACAUAAUUUUGAAGGAGCCAUUGUGAAAUUAACGUCCAAUGGAUGCAUGGCUAACCAGGCAAAAGUGUAGCAUUCCUAGCUGCCUGGACAAAACUAAUAACUUAAAAGUGUCCCUCCAAGGCUUCACACCAAGCCCUUCUCUACUUUAUGCUCUAGUAUGAGAUUCCUAAAAAGCACUGUUCAGAAGCAUCUUCAAAUGCUUUUGUUGAAUGCAACAAGAAUGUUCUUGAACAGUUGGCCUAUCAUCAACGCUAUCUUGAAAAGCAGUGUUUCAGGCUGCUGUUAUGGCCAGUGGUAUGUUGUAUGGAACUAUAACAGUCGUGAUGAAGAAAUGCAAACAGGCUCUUGUGGCAUUAAGGAACAAGGUUGCCCAAAGAAAAAGGUCAUGGACACUACUGAAGGAGACCCUCAAGUCCUGAAAUGUAGAAGAAAUUGGUAAAUGACGAGGCAAAUUGGUAAAUGACGAGGCAAAUUGGAAGAAGUUUGUUGAAGAGAGAAGCCCCAAAUUCAAACGGAAGCAGAAUUUCUUGAAAAUCUUACUGCAAGUUUCCUUGUAUCUUGUAACUGCUCCAAUUCAAGUGGGCUCUCUGGUUAUGCAAAAUCUUCAGCUCCCUUGAAUUUAACUACGAAUACAAAAGCAGUGGUGUGUCAGCAGCCAAACUUGGCUGAGAUAGGUGGGACCAUUUGACAAAAAAUUAUGUACGUAAAAUAGUCUAUAACACUGAACUAUUUUAGAGCAUGUAGUGACUGCUGAGUGACAAACCUUUUUUUGCAAAGUUUUUGCCAGAUUUGCAUGCAAACAAUUUUAUUUGUUGCUCCUGGGAACGACAAUGCUGCUGUGUGCACAUAUAUCCUUAUGUACUAAACCAUAAUUUUGUCUCUGAUACUUUCUGCCACUUCUGCAUACCUUGAAACUUCUGAGAAUUUGUAUCAAAAUUGGCAAGUUUGAAUUAAUGCGAGUUAACCAUAAAUCAAAGAGCCCCCCCCCCAUAUCUAGAUAAAUCUCUUAUACAUUACCAAUACCGACAACACCAGUGCCAACUGAAGUGCUGUGUAGAGCAAUUUGUACUACGUCUAAAAGCAUACUGUACAGUUCGCACCAAAGGAGCUCGGGCUAGUUGGUUGUACGGUACAGUACAACUUUUGAAGGGAACGCUAGCUAGUAGUGAAGCCAAUAUCACUCGCUUAUACUCUACAUGGCUGAUAGCACACAUUAGGCUGACAUUGUGUAAUUAACCUUUUGCGGUAGUGUGUCGGGGCCUCUCCCAACAUGCGAAAAUAUUGGUUCCAGUCAGAUGUCUGGAAGCACCCGACACGUGCACAUGCAUGUACUGGUUUCUUCAGUGUUUUUUGCAGCACAUUUCGUGAACCUCUUUUCAACUACUGAUAUUAGUACUUUGCAGUGUCUGUGUACAAGGGCAACACACUUGAAGGAAUUCACGCAUUCUGUAGAGCAGAGGCGACGUUUUCUUUACGUACGUUUUACGGAAAGAACUCGCAUGAGUUUAGUGAAUUUGAAGGUCAUUUCUGCAUCGAAAAGGAAUAUAUUCUGCCUUUAGAUUAUCAGCAAACAUCCUUGGAUAACAGCACUCAAGAAAAAAAUGUGAUGGUAAAGAACCCAGAGAGAAUAGUCUGUGUGGUGAUGCUGGCUGGAGGCCACACUGCAAAAGUCUCUGCAAUAAAAAUAAUUUUCUGAAAAAAAUCAUAUUUGUUUCCAUAGGUGCUCUUUCUGCACAGAGUCCAAAAUGCACGAAAUAGUUCCUGACCAAGACGACCACAAAGCACAUCAACGUUGAUAACUGCAAAAGGUCAAUAAAAGGACUCGUGUGGUAUUUCAUCUGUAAUUGGUAGCCAUAAAAGCUGGACUGUACUAUACAUCCUGAUAACUGAACUGUAGUACAAAAAAAAAAGAUAUGCCCUUUGCACAUGCAACAUUUUACCUCAAGAUGUAGAGCUUAGCAACCAAAUUUUGUACAUGUGCAGGAUACGGUUGAGCAAGGCUGGACCAUCAUCCUGAAGUGUAGUUGUAAUAAACUGCAGCCAUAAAUUGCGCAAUUUGAAUCUUCAGCAAAUCGUAGCAGGCACAGCUUACAGGGCAGCUCUGAAAGCUCAGAGAUCUGUAGAUGUCAAUAAAGUCAUGCAUUAAGAGCACUUCUGUAAGCAUACUCCUGGUUAGGCUUUAGUUCCUGAAUGCCAAGCAGUCAGCACAUCUUGUUGCAAGUGACUGUUUAUAUGUUGGCUUAUGGCAAAUGAAAUCAGUCUACUUUACGGCAGAACCUUUGUCAAAUGUUUUGCAGUUGGCCUUGUUAGAAGUAAUCGAAAAAAAAAAAAGUUAAUUGUUCUCGCAUAAUUUUUGGCCAAGAAUCUGCAUUAAAGUGAUUCAGAGCUUACCACAUAGUCACUAAAUAAUUUUCUUGUGUAUGCUUAUAACAAUGUAAUUCAAUUGUGUGAAAACAAAGGAAUGCCUAGUUUACAUUUCCAAAUGGAGUAUCAUUGUGUUGCAAUGUUCUACGACUUACACGCCAGAAAAAUUUAGCAUUUAUGUUAUGAUCUCUUCCGUAUUUAUGUUGGGAGUGAAACAUAUACUAUGUGAAUGAUGAAUAAAGAAAACCAUACAAAUA